GGAAGUUUUAUAAAUGACUCAUAUUUUAGUUAAAAAUGUCUUAAUGAUAAUUAAAAAAUAAGUUGAACGGGUCAUAUAUAUUUUGGUGUUGUAUUCUGUUUUUCAGCCAAAUUGUGUUAAAUCUCUGCAGAGACGCCUUAUUUUUUCAUAACUUCAGAUAUUGCAUUACCUUUUUAACCUAUUGAGAGUACAUAGGUACUGGCAUUUAAACAUUACAUCUUUAAAAAAAAAAACAUCUAUUUCUUAUGUAUUUACUUAUUUUUAUAUUGACUAUGUGAUGGCUGUCCAAAAACCCAAUAUGUAUAUUUUGUAAUUAAUAUUUUUGUUGUAUUUAUUUGUUGGCUUCCAUUCCAGACAACCUCUGUAAAUACCCAGCAUUAUUUCUGCGCUCAGGUGAGACGGUCACGUGAUGCUCCAGGUGAGACACAGGUGUAAGAGGAGGCCCUGUGCGCUCCAUCCAUUAUUCAGACGGAGGAAUCUGAUUGGCUGCACGAGCUUGUGUCUGUGCACCGGUCGCGUUCUGUCUGUCUCUCUCUCUUCUGAACACCGUCUUCCUCAGAGUGUCUCCUGUGGGUCAAGAGAGUUACGGAUCUGGUAAAGUCAUUUAUUUCAUUAUCAUCAGUUAUCUGUGUGCUGGUGUUAGUUGGAAUGAAACUGAUCCGAGAUCAGCUCAGGGUUGAGCUCGUGUCUUCAGUUACAUCUCUGGCAGGUGAAGGUGUUCUGUCACAUCACAGAGCAAAAACCAAGGCAUUUUAAUUAUGUAUGUGUGCAGGAACUGAAGUAUUUGCUCUAGAGUAAUGUCUGUUAGGCUGAUAGUGGUACAAUGGACCUCUAGCAGUCAGUGCUUAGCUUUUUCUGCUUUGAGAAUAUUACAAUGCAGUUUUUACUGUGUUGCUAUGUGGUUAUUCAUAUUUUAAGUGUUGCUAUAUAUUGUCCAGGGUGUUCUGUUUAUUUGUGAAUCUUACUCAUUUUCUUCACGGUAAAAAGUGACAGAUACUGAUUUUUUUCAGUAAAAACAUUUUAAUAUAGUUUUGUUAAAUUCUAGAUAAUUUUUUUUUUUCAAUUAGCAUUUUGAGAGGGUUUCGUGGUACUAGUUGAUAUUUAUGCAGUAAUAUCCAUUUUACAUAUAGAUUGUAUUUUUAAAUAUAUAUAAUUAUAUAAUAAAAUCUAUAGAUUUUUUUUAUUACUUUUCAAUUUUGGAAGGCAGAUUAGCACCAUUUGGUUGUUAAAAAAGAAAGAAAAACAUGUAAUGCCAUUGUGUUCCCACUAGUUGCCGCUAAAGCGCUCUCUAGAGUGGCAUGUGAAUUGCCUGGUUGUUUUUAGACAUAAUAACAUUAUUUUAUUAGGUGGGAGAUUUGAAUAUAUAUUUAAAAAAAUCAGAAGACUACUUUUUGUCACAUUUUAGAUAUUUUUAGAAAUAGUGAUUUGAAGUGCUAACGUGCUGAUGUUUUGCAUGACUCCAAAAGAGUUUUUUGGGUCAGUAAACGCAUGUCCUAAUGCAACAUUUGUAUUAUCAACAUGAAUGUUAAAAUCUCUGACAUUAGUACUUUAUCAACGGUAACCGAAAGGUCUGAGAGGAAAUCUGCAACGUUUUUCAAAGUGACGUUUUUUUUUUUUUUUGUUUAUUUGUUUGUUUGUUUGAGGAUCACACCAGUUUCACCGAAGUGUGUUUUUUUUCCCAUUCACUUCCAAUGGUUGGUCAUUUCUGACCAAAGACCAAGAGUCUAAAAAGUCACCAAGUUAUGGAAAAUUCUGAUGAAGCUGUGAUUAAAAAAAAUUCAAAACUUAAAAUUCUCCAGUCAGAAGUGACAGAAGACCACAGAAGGGCUAAUGUGUUGCUAUGUGCAGGGCUAGAUUUACCUCUUAAUAUUUUUUUACACCUAAUCCUAUUAAUAAAUACUUUUACCACCCCAGCCAACACAAUUAAUCUCAAUCAUAUAAAUAAAAAAUCAGUGUUCUCUAUCACAGAAUUACAAAUAACUUAUUUGUAUAUAUAAGAACAAUUUUGUGGCAUAAAAAUUUAAAGAGUUUGUUGUUUGUAUCUUAUUUAUUUAUUGUUAGUUUAUUUUCUUGGUAAAAUCUUUUUGUUGUUAUUUUUUCACUGUUAUAUGAACCCUGUAGAAUUAAAAGUAAUUUUCCUUAGUGUAAUUUGGGCCUGUAGAAGUUUUUUUUUUUCUAGUUUAAAUAUCUAAAAACUCUUAAAUUAGGAUGCAUUUAUUAGACAAAAACACUGACGAACAAUAUAUAAUCAAGUUUCCAGGGAAAACAGCAGUUAUAUAUCUGCCAGUGGGGUAAGUAAAAUAAUCUUUAUUUAAGAAUAUUUCACUUAAACCACUGGCAAAAAUCACUUAAUUUAGUUUUUCCCCUGAAGCAAGACUAAAUAUCUUACAUCGUUUUUCUUAUCUAGUAAAUGCAUUUUAAUUUGAGUAUUUUUAGAUAUUUUGACAAGAAAUGAAACAAAAGUGCUGAAUAAGACGAGCUGUUUUUGGCUGUGCAUGCUUAUGCAUUAAUCUGACCCUGGCUAUGUGGUUUCUAACAUGUGCUGUUGCUAAACUGUUCUGAUUGAUUUUAAUUUGUAGUUGCUGUGCGUUUGCUACUAGGGUGUGCUUGGUGGGUUUGUACUGUCUGAAGUGUCUCUGUGUUCUCAGAUCAAAGCUGAAGAUGGUUUCUCCUGCGAUCGCGUUGGCUUUUCUUCCGUUCUUGCUCACACUGAUUAUCCGUUACCGAUAUUAUUUCGUGCUGCUGUAUCGGGCUGUUCUUAUCCGCUGGGUGCGGGACUGUCUGACGGGCCUCAGUCGAGAGGAGCGGGCGUUUCAGUACAUCCUGACCCACGCCACACCCGGAGACGCCCAGAGCAUCCUGGACACAUUCGACCAGUGGUGCAGCAAAGUGGAGUUCAUCAGCAACAUCGGACCCAAGAAAGGUAAGAUUCUGGACCGGCUGCUGCAGGAACACUGUCCCAUCACAGUGCUGGAACUGGGCACUCACUGCGGCUACAGCACAGUCCGCAUCGCCCGCUCGCUGCCCAUCGGCGCACGCAUUUACUCCGUCGAGAUGGACGAGAGAAAUGCUCAAGUGGCUGAGAAAAUCAUACGGCUGGCAGGUUUUGAUGAGGACAUGGUGGAGCUGAUCGUGCGUCCGUCGGAUGAGGUGAUCCCGCGUCUGCGUGAGGAUUUCGGCGUGGAGCGUCUGGAUCUGGUCUUCAUGGAUCACUGGAAGCGCUGUUACCUGCCGGACCUGCAUCUGCUGGAGGGCAGCGGUCUGCUGGGUGAGGGCUCCAUCAUUCUGGCAGAUAACGUCAUCUUCCCCGGAGCGCCCAACUUCCUGCGACACGUGCGCCGCUCAGGCCUGUACGAGGUCAGAGUUCACCGUGCCACGCUGGAGUACAUCCGUGGCAUCCGUGACGGCAUGGCCGAGCUCACCUUCCUCGGGAUCAAGUAAAACACGCUUACAGGAUGUUAAAGUGACACUCUGAACAGUUGGUGUCACAGCUUUCGUUUAUUUGAUGCUGGUUCACUAGCGUCAAUCAUCAGGUGAUUAGCAACAUUCACAUUCAUCCGAAGUGACUUGCGUUGCAUUCAAUGCACACAUUAACAUUUAAUCGUUCCUUGCUUUUUCUGGGAAUCAAACCCAUGACCUUGGCGUUGGUAGUGACGAGAUUUACGUCUGAGCUAUGGGAAAGACAUUGAACACUUAUUAAGUUUAAGUAUUUGGGACUUAAUUAAAGCUGGCACAAAAUAACAAUUUUAUUAUGGACAAUUCAUCUGUGCAUACUUUUUUAAACCUCAUGUUUUAUCAAAAUGUAAUAACUGGACCUUCUGGUCAAAACUUAGGAGUGUAAAUUAUUUUCAGAAAUAAAUUUCCACUAGACAGAAAAACUUUACUCUGGUUAAUAGUAAACAUUAAAACAUAAGUACUUUUAUCCCUUACAACUUCUUUU
Carassius auratus (goldfish) is the source of this 3940-nucleotide messenger RNA. It is a transcript of the gene tomt, whose product is annotated as transmembrane O-methyltransferase. The coding region runs from base 2662 to 3441 and encodes 259 amino acids. The transcript has 3 exons. The record is from RefSeq and is a predicted model, not a curated record. Gene Ontology annotation, molecular function: catechol O-methyltransferase activity. NCBI's taxonomy places the organism in Eukaryota, Metazoa, Chordata, Actinopteri, Cypriniformes, Cyprinidae. Gene Ontology annotation, biological process: catecholamine catabolic process; developmental process; dopamine metabolic process.